GUCACAGACUCAGGUGUACACACGUCCAGUCCUACGCAGCCAUUCUUGAGUCGAAGAGUUUCCCCCAGCCUAGGCCAUGGAGAGUGGAAACUUCAAACUCAAGAGGAAAGUUCCAUUGAGUUAGAUGUAUUGUUAUUGAGAAGUAAGAGACCAGACCAAACCAGUUUAUGCAAAGAUUUGCGCUGUAAUAUCGAGUGUACAAGCAGGCCUGACUGACUUUGCAUGCACCGCAGUUUGUCAGCCUUUGGGUAAUCCUGUUAUUAUUAUUAUCCUCCUCCAUAAUCUUCGCUGCUCAUCUUAGUUCACACCGCGUGGCAUCGACGAAGGGAAAUCAGUGAAUGAAGUACAAGUAGAAUCAUUUUCAUAAGGUCUACUGGAGAAAUGCGAUCAAAAUGGACUCGAGUAACUCGACUUCAGUAAGGGAAAAGAAUGAGCUGCCGUAUCCGGUAGUUGCAUCCGCUUGGGACACGUCCCAGACAGACUCGGAAUGCGUUGGCACAGCGCAUAUCGUGGUAGUUGGUGACCUGGGAGUGGGCAAGACCAGCAUUCUACUUCGCUUCAUGGAGAACAGGUUCAUUUCCGACCAUGAGCCAACGAUUGGAGUUGACUUCCGCGAGAAAGUGGUCGAAUGCGAUGCAGUCGCAGUCAAUGUGGUCUUGGUGGAUACUGCAGGGCAGGAGAGGUAUUACGCCUUGACGAAGUCCUUCUAUCGGUCGGCGUCGGGUGUUAUGCUGGUGUUUGACCAGUCGUGCGAGGAGAGCUUCUCUCACAUCCCAGAUUGGCUGCAGCGCACUAGAGAGGCAUCGUUCGUGGCCGACCUGCCGUGUUUGCUGAUUGGCAACAAGGCAGACUUGCCGGACGAGCAGCGGGUGAUAUCGCACGAGCGUGCUGAAAAGCUAGCCAAGACGCUGGGCUUGAGCUACGUGGAGACCAGCGCUGCCACCGGCGACGGGAUCGUGCCCAGCAUUCUCUGGCUGGUCAGAGAUGUGCUGCGGAGCAUGCCCACAGGUGACGGCUUGGACGACGUUGACACAAAACUGCUGGCAGGCAUGCCCACAAGAGGCAAGCCCAAGCGUCCGGAUAAUCAAUAUUCAUGGAGAACCUGCAGCUGCUGAUCUGGCAGGGGGAGCUCUCUCCUCCACGUAUGCAGAACAUGUGUGUGAAAGAAAUGCUGAUAAGUGGCCAGUGAUGUAUUCCAGUGGCACCAGCAACUAACUCAUACACACGUGGUUGGCAUGGCAUUGUGUAGGCCAGUAACUGGUGGCUGGUGCAAAGCAUUCUGCUCAGUGCUCCGCUGAAAUCGUGUCGGUUGUGGCCGAUGCAGGAAUCAGAAAACCCGGCCGGCUGCGUAAGCUUCACUUGGAGCUGAACCGUAUGUGAUAAGCACACUGGAAUGAUGGCAUGUUCACUCAAAGUUUGACAGUAGUAUGGGAUUAUGAGCUAUUCUCUUUGAUGAUGGCAUAACAUUGAUAUACAGUCUGUAUCGGCUAUAGCGUACCCUUUUGAUUUCCGUGAUUUUAUCACUAUAACCGAUGCAUCACUAUAUGCGAUACGACCGAUUUUUAUUUCUUUUUUCCGAUCGACACAUGAAAGGCAAGAAAAUACUUCCAGCAUGGCGUUUUGACAAAUGAGCAUGCUGCAUAGUUGACAGUGCCCGCAUUUCCAUAAAAAAAUUCUGUUAUGUACAUCUACAUGUGUCACUAUCAAAAUAAGCAAUGCGAAGGAAGUAAAAAAAACAGGGCCUUCGAUAUUAUUGCAACAUGUAUUUUAAAUUUAUCACUAUAGACGAUAAUAAUGUAGUGUGUUAUGCAUGUUUUGAUUCUUUGUUGCCAUCAUAAUAUCUGAUAUAUCAUUACAUCCGAUAAUAUUGGUUAUAGUGAUAUUUUAAUAUAGCUAUGAAUAGGAUGAAGGCCGCAGACAUCACGCAACUACGUUACUUGUUCGACAUGUAUUUUACUGU
This is a messenger RNA of Sycon ciliatum, 1960 nucleotides long. Its product is annotated as ras-related protein Rab-13-like. Gene Ontology annotation, biological process: vesicle-mediated transport. Gene Ontology annotation, molecular function: GTP binding; GTPase activity. NCBI's taxonomy places the organism in Eukaryota, Metazoa, Porifera, Calcarea, Leucosolenida, Sycettidae. The transcript has 3 exons. The record is from RefSeq and is a predicted model, not a curated record. Bases 393 to 1115 code for a protein of 240 amino acids.